Messenger RNA from Cadophora gregata, 321 nucleotides. RefSeq lists its product as uncharacterized. The transcript is spliced from 2 exons. The coding region runs from base 1 to 321 and encodes 106 amino acids. Lineage: Eukaryota; Fungi; Ascomycota; Leotiomycetes; Helotiales; Ploettnerulaceae. The record is from RefSeq and is a predicted model, not a curated record.
AUGAAGACCUUCACCGCUACCGCCAUCCUCGCUUUCGCAGCUAGCCUCGCCCAUGCAGCACCUGCAGUCCAGGCAAGACAAUUUGAGGCUCAGAUUACUUUCACUGGAGCCGCUGGAGCUUCAUACACGCUCUCUGUCCCUACUGAUGGAAGCGUUUUUCCAAUUACCAACAAUCUCAGUGUCUCCAAGAUCGGUUCUUUGGGAGGAGCUACUUGUGCUUUUGAUGGUGUCGAUGGGAGUUACACUAUUCUUGUGGGUGCACAGACAGUGGAUGUUGGACCGCCUCGGGUGCAGGUCUCAGGGUCUUGCAGGGCUUUCUAG